AUGGAGCUGCGAUUGGAUACAACAGUUAUUGGCAAGAGAGUGGUGACGACAAUGCAGAUGUCAUUCUCAUGUAAUAUCAAAAAUGUUGAGGAAAGGCAAGAAGGCGAGCAAAAUAACCCGAUUUCCUCGCUCCUCUCCGCAGCGUCGAUUCGUCAUGUGCUGCAUAGUAACACGUUUUUGUUCUGUGGUUCGGCUUAUCUAGGCGGUGUUAUCCCGAUGUCCAUACGCAAGUCUGCCAAUUUCGAACAGACGUACGCAAAGUCGAAUGCUACGGCCGUUGACGACAGCCGUCAUCGAGAUACCUCUUUCGACAUGAAGGUAUGGACGAAGCGACACUGUGGCCACUUCUAG
Molecule: messenger RNA, 351 nt
Organism: Soboliphyme baturini
Lineage: Eukaryota; Metazoa; Nematoda; Enoplea; Dioctophymatida; Soboliphymatidae
Source: the annotation of a GenBank genome assembly